AUGAAGGAAACAUAUCUAGCCAUCGGCUUCGUCUCUGUGUUAUCUCUGUUCGCUCUGUUCUGUGUCAUAAAGUUCGCCACAUCAGUCAGCGACCAGGAUAAGACUUACGAGACUUAUGCUGAGAUUGCUGAGAUUGUUGAGUUGAAGCUUCCAGUGCUGGCGAACGUAGAUGUUUGGAGUGAUAUGAAACGCUUUUCUAUUGCGUCUUUUCGAUAUCCAUACCUCGUCGCCAUUAUAGCUCGCAGCAACGUUCCUCACAACACACAGGGCUGGAGUUUCAUAUGUUUCGGCAGCUUUAUCACCAUGAGGUGGAUUGUCACCGCCGCGCACUGCAAGAUACCAGAUAACAGCGCCCACCGAGUGUUCCUCUACCGCGACUACAUCCAUAACCACACGAAUACCUACCCCAUCCUGCGGUGGAAGGUGCACCCCGGCUACAUCCCCAACAGCACCGUGCCGUGGCACGACAUAGCUCUGGCCGAGGUCGACAAGGACAUGGAGACAGCUGCGCCUGCCUUCUUUACCCAUGGAGUUCAGCAGCUCUGGCCGAGGUCGACAAGGACAUGGAGACAGCUGCGCCUGCCUUCUUUACCCAUGGAGUUCAGCAGGUACACCAAUAGACUACCCCCGCGACCCCACCAACACCCAUCCUGCGGUGGAAGGUGCAACCUCGGCAUCCCCAACAGCACCGUCCCGUGGCACGACAUAGCUCUGGCCGAGGUCGACAAGGACAUGGAGACAGCUGCGCCUGUCUUCUUUACCCAUGGAGUUCAGCAGGUCCAAGCCAGCGUUUGGAAGACCGUAAUAACCAUGGACCGCCGCACAUACCUCACCAACAACAUGGAGAUAUACGACGUCGAACUAGUUGACCCAAUUUUAUGUUUCGAACGCUACGGAUUCACCUUAGACGACACGCUUAUAUGCGUCAAUAUGACCCACAACGCUGACUGCUUUAUCACUGAGUUCGGACCUAUCUUUACCCCCACAGAACGUGUGCUAGGGGUGUUGAGAUUGAUGCCGAACGAUUGUGACAAUAACCUGGCCAUUUUUACGAAUGUUACGUCCUAUUUUGAGUGGAUUUCGAAGGAGACUAGUGCUGGGAAAGAUAGGGUUGUCUAG
Molecule: messenger RNA, 1119 nt
Organism: Cydia amplana
Lineage: Eukaryota; Metazoa; Arthropoda; Insecta; Lepidoptera; Tortricidae
Exons: 5
Coding region: 1-1119 (372 amino acids)
Biological process (GO): proteolysis
Molecular function (GO): serine-type endopeptidase activity
Source: RefSeq, a predicted model, not a curated record